Orycteropus afer afer is the source of this 3066-nucleotide messenger RNA. RefSeq names its product ankyrin repeat domain 27 (gene ANKRD27). Lineage: Eukaryota; Metazoa; Chordata; Mammalia; Tubulidentata; Orycteropodidae. Gene Ontology annotation, cellular component: plasma membrane; neuron projection; tubular endosome. Gene Ontology annotation, molecular function: SNARE binding; guanyl-nucleotide exchange factor activity. The transcript is spliced from 28 exons. Gene Ontology annotation, biological process: neuron projection morphogenesis; early endosome to late endosome transport. The coding region runs from base 1 to 3066 and encodes 1021 amino acids. The record is from RefSeq and is a predicted model, not a curated record.
AUGGGAGUAGCUAAGAGGAGGAACACAGUCUUAGUACCUUGCAAAGGAAGCCUGUCAAGCAGUGUUCAGUCUGCUUGUCGGUUUGAGUCCUACAUUUUGAUUCCAGUGGAAGACCAUUUUCAGACCUUAGAUGGAAAGGAUGUCUGUAUACAAGGAAACAGGAUUAAAUUAGGAACUGGUUCCGCCUGUCUUCUCUCAGUGCCCAUUCUCUUUGAAGAAACCUUCUACAAUGAAAAAGAAGAAAGUUUCAGUAUACUGUGUAUCGCCCAUCCUUUGGAAAAGAGAGAGAGUUCAGAAGAGCCUUCAACACCCCCAGAUCCUUUUUCUCUGAGAACCAUUGAAGAUGUGAGAGACUUUUUGGGAAGACAUUCGGAGAGAUUUGACAGGAACAUUGCCUCUUUCCAGCGAGCAUUCAGAGAGUGUGAAAGAAAAAGCCUCCGUCACCACAUAGAUUCGGUGAACACUCUCUACACCAAGUGUCUCCAGCAGCUUCUGAGGGACUCUCACCUGAAAAUACUUGCCAAGCAGGAGGCCCAAAUGAACCUGAUGAAGCAGGCAGUAGAGAUGUACGUCCAUCAUGAUAUUUAUGAUCUGAUCUUUAAAUAUGUGGGGACUGUGGAAGCAAGUGAGGAUGCUGCUUUUAACAAAAUCACAAGAAGCCUUCAAGAUCUUCAACAGAAAGAUAUUGGUGUGAAACCUGAGUUCAGCUUCAACAUACCUCGUGCAAAGAGGGAACUGGCCCAGCUGAACAAAUGCACCUCCCCACAACAGAAGUUGGUUUGUUUGCGAAAGGCAGUGCAGUUAAUUACACAGUCUCCUAGCCAGAGAGUUAACUUGGAGACCAUGUGUGCUGAUGAUCUGCUGUCAGUCCUGUUAUAUUUGCUUGUGAAAACAGAGAUCCCCAACUGGAUGGCGAAUUUGAGCUAUAUCAAAAACUUCAGGUUUAGCAGCUCUGCAAAAGAUGAAUUGGGGUACUGCCUGACCUCAAUAGAGGCUGCAAUUGAAUAUAUUCGGCAAGGAUGCCUCUCUGUUAAAGCACCUGAAUCUGAGGGGUUUGGUGACAGAAUGUUCCUUAAGCAAAGAAUGAACUUGCUGUCUCAGAUGACUUCAACUCCCAUCGACUGCUUGUUUAAGCAUAUUGCAUCAGGAAACCAGAAAGAAGUAGAAAGACUUCUAAGCCAAGAGGACCAUGAUAAAGAUGCUGUCCAAAAGAUGUGUCACCCUCUGUGCUUCUGUGAUGACUGUGAGAAACUCAUCUCUGGGAGGCUGAACGAUCCUUCAGUUGUCACUCCAUUCUCCAGAAAUGACAAGGGUCAUACACCACUCCACCUGGCUGCUCUCUGUGGACAGGCAUCCCUCAUUGACCUCCUGGUUUCCAGAGGUGCCAUGGUGAAUGCCACAGACUAUCAUGGGUCAACCCCGCUGCACCUCGCAUGUCAGAAGGGCUAUCAGAGCGUGACGCUGCUGCUGUUGCACUACAAAGCCAGUGCUGAAGUGCAGGACAAUAACGGCAACACUGCCCUCCACCUGGCCUGCAUUUAUGGACACGAAGACUGUGUGAAGGCUUUGGUCUACUAUGAUGUGCACUCGUGCAGACUGGAUAUUGGUAAUGAGAAAGGAGAUACUCCCUUACACAUCGCUGCACGUUGGGGUUACCAGGGCAUCAUAGAGACGUUGCUACAAAAUGGAGCAUCCACAGAGAUCCCGAACAGGCUGAAAGAAACGCCACUCACAUGUGCAUUGAACUCAAAGAUUCUGUCUAUAAUGGAAGCCAGUCGUCAUCGUCUGACGUUUGAAAGAAAGCAGAAGUCUUCUGAGGUCCCUGUUCAGUCCCCUCAGCGUUCUGUGGAUUCUAUCAGCCAGGGGUCCUCUACCUCCAGCUUUUCCUCCGUGUCGGUGAGCUCUAGGCAAGAGGAGGCUAAGAGGGACUACAGAGAGGUAGAAAAACUUUUAAGAGCUGUUGCUGAUGGAGAUGUAGAAAUGGUGCGUUACCUUCUGGAGUGGACAGAGGAGGAGCUGGAGGAAGUGGAGGAGGAUGCUGGUGCGGUAGAUCUUGAAUUUUGUCACCCCUUGUGCCAGUGCCCCAAGUGUGCUCCAGGUCAAAAGAAGCUGGCAAAGAUUCCUGCCAGUGGGCUUGGUGUGAAUGUGACCAACCAGGAUGGCUCCUCCCCACUGCACGUCGCAGCUCUGCAUGGUCGGGCUGACCUCCUCCCCCUCCUGUUGAAGCAUGGUGCCAGUGUGGGGGCCAGAAACGCAAACCAGGCUGUUCCACUCCACCUUGCCUGCCAGAAGGGCCACUUUCAGGUGGUGAAGUAUCUAUUAGAUUCCAAUGCAAAACCUAAUAAAAAGGAUGUAAGUGGAAAUACACCCCUCAUUUAUGCCUGUUCCAGUGGCCAUCAUGAAGUUGCAGCAUUGUUGCUACAGCAUGGGGCCUCCAUUGAUGUUUCUAACAAUAAGGGCAACACAGCACUGCAUGAGGCUGUGAUAGAGAAGCAUGUCUUCGUGGUGGAGCUGCUUCUGCUUCAUGGAGCAUCAGUUCAUGUCUUGAACAAGAGGCAGUGCACACCUACAGACUGUGCUGACCAGAAUUCGAAAAUAAUGGAGUUACUUCAGGUAGUACCAAGCUGCGUUGCUGCAUUAGAUGAUGUUGAUGAAACAGACCACAAGGAGUAUGUUACUGUUAAGAUCAGGAAAAAAUGGAACUCAAAAAUGUGUGAUUUACCAGAUGAACCUUUUACAAGACAGUUUUAUUUUGUCCACUCAGCUGGUCAGUUUAAGGGAAAGACUUCAAGGGAGAUUAUGCCAAGAGGUAGAAGUGUCCCUAAUUUUACUGAAGACUCGUUGCAUCAGCCAGGGAGGCAAAGAGCCACACUGAAACAGAAUCACCUGCCAGACCAGAGCAGACUUCAGACUGCUGACAGAGGAAACAGUGAUCAGCCCAAGACGCCUACACAGAAACAAACUGCUCCUGGAAACAGGCGGAUGCUCCGCAGACACACAGUCAAUGAUGCAGUUGGAGCCAAGGGCCAAGAGAUUGCUAGCAACCUAACCACUCCCCAAGUUUAA